Messenger RNA from Anarrhichthys ocellatus (wolf-eel), 3778 nucleotides. RefSeq names its product dual adaptor of phosphotyrosine and 3-phosphoinositides (gene dapp1). The transcript is spliced from 9 exons. The record is from RefSeq and is a predicted model, not a curated record. The coding region runs from base 2712 to 3455 and encodes 247 amino acids. NCBI's taxonomy places the organism in Eukaryota, Metazoa, Chordata, Actinopteri, Perciformes, Anarhichadidae.
CUCACUCUCUCACUCUCUCACUCACUCACUCACUCACUCUCUAACUCACUCACUCUCUAACUAACUCUCUAACUCUAAGAAGAAAGACCUAAAAGUUGAUAUUGACAUGCUGGGGCAGAAUAGAUUGUAUGGACGUUCCACAGCUACCUAUCCAUUCUGCUGAGAGAUGCUCGUUUUGUGACAUGUCAACACCCAAAGAAGUUUCAAGAACCUAAUUAUGAAGAAAGAUGGAUGUUCUACUCAGUGAUUGAAUCACAAUAGCGAGCAUUUGUCUGUGAAACAUGACCACCGUGUGGAAAAAGUGGAGACAAUUUUUAGAAUUUUGCUGUAUGUAUCAUUUGCACAUCAACAAAUCAUGAGUUGAUUAAUCUCAUGAUUAACAGUGAUCGUAAAGGAACGAGCUGGCCUUCACUAUGUACUACUGUUAUCACUGUGAGCCAGCAGACUGAUAAGGAAAGAGACCAAGUCAGAUCAUAGUCCAUAGAUCACAGAUACGAUCAAAGAUUUUUUUUGUUUAUUUUUUUUUGCUGUUUCAUACUCCUCAUCGUCCUCCACUGUAUAAUGACACAGAAGUUGCAGACCUCUCGACAUGCAUGUUCUAUGACAUUUGUCAAAUGUCAGUUUUAUUGGCUUACUUUCAGAUGAGCAUAAAUCCGAAUGUAAGAGAACUUACACAACGUUAGCAUCCCAUUGGAGUGGUGUUUGUGUCCCAAUACUUAGUCGCAUACAUAGCUGUGGUUUGGUCUCCACCAACUCCUGAGAAAGAGAUCUGGAUAUGUGACUGUUUCCUGUUACUCUUUGUUCUCGUGAGCUCUUUGAAAGGGUAGCAUGUGGCUAAAGAGAGCGCUGGACAAUCCAAAUGCAUCCAAUCCGAUGUAGCCAAAGAGAUUGUGUUUAAUUGAUUUGCUGUAAUCAACAUUCAACAAAGGCUUUUUCCUAAAGUUCUCUCUUUACAUGAAGAACAAGACUAAUACUAGAGCAUGGAGCAAACACUGGUGCUGUUUCUCAGGUAAACUCCCAUCAAAUCAAAAGUGGGAUUUUGUUCCCAGAACCCCCCCCAAUUUGUAAUAUUGUCAACUCACUGUCUUAAUAUUAUUUAUAUUUGAACCCAUGACUGGUUUAUUCUCAUCUAUACCGGUUGUUUGCAUUUUUCAAAGUUGCAACAAAUUCACUCAAAUAUCCAGUGAGUAAUUAUUAAAGGGCAUGUUUUACCUGUAGAACUACAAAUCAUGUUUACUUGACAUUAAUACAGAAACAUUUUAAAUGCAAAUUGUUCAAUUUUCAUUUUUGGAGGUAUUAUUUUUCCUGUUCGUGAUUGGUUACGGGCAGUUUGUGUGUAGUAUGAAAAUGAAUGGUCGGGUCCGUCACAGUGAGAUCAGGUUUGCAUGAGGCUACGUUAACUGAUCGAUCUGAACUGAUUGAAGUCAGACUUCAGGUUCACUGAUGGAUCGCACCACAGAUGUGUACGACUGGUUGUAAAGCACUUUAUGUGCUCUAGCUUUAGCAGAUAGAGCUUCACCUGAAGGUGCACUAAUGUUGCUAUUCACAACACAUCCUGGACACUAUUAAGCUGGCAAACAUGUGAUUAUGAAUAUGAUUUUGUAGAUCCUAAACGAAAGCCCGCCACGUUAGACGUGACAGGUUUGUUGUGGACUUUGCUGUAAUGACUCAUUUUGAAAUAAAUACUUUAUCAAAAAUAACCAUCUUCAAAUGAUUAACCGUCAACUAAUUCAAGAAAAGCAACAGACUGCUGAUGAUCAUUUGUUCAUGUUGUUGCUGAGCCCAGCAGAGGAAUGCUGGUUUUUCCAUCUGUGAUAGAAAUCCUGAUCAAACAAGUCCAGCACGUCAGAAUUCCAUCAUAGCAAUGAGAUCAGAGUGAAGUGACCCGGCUGCCUCUAUGUGAACCAGGUGAUAAAGGGAUCGCUCAGGGCCCUGUUCCAGAAGGCAGCUAAAGUGAAACCUUGGGAGUAGUUAGUAACUCUGAGAUGAGGGAAACUUCAGUUCGAUAAAGAGAGGGAACUUAAACUUUGGGUCUGUUAUCUCCAGUUUCCCCCUGUAUUUCAUCCUCUUCAGAUUAAAGCAGAUAUAUCUCAAAUCUAUUGUGGGAUUCAGCCUAAUGCAGUCAGGUGUCUCUGCUUUCUCAUAGUCCGGUAAAUGAUGAAUGAAAGGACAGCACUGAAUACAACUUAACUGUGUUAAAUAUAAAUGUGCACAGUCCAUAUAUAGCUCACAUGCAUUCAUAUCUCUACUUCCACUGGAUUACAACGGAGGCUGUGCCUUUCAUUUCCAGCUGUUUGUGACACCCAUCCCUUCUCAGGGUUAGCAAACGGGCCCCGGUGUUUAGAAGUGGGGUUGUAUGGGAUCCAUCCAGACCCGGUCCAUCUAGUUUAUGUAUUAUGUACAGUAGGCAGACUGGAAGCUCAUUUGUUCAGACUAAAUAAACUUGAAGCAGUUCAGCGUCUGAUGGAGCUGAUGGAGGGCUAUGUUCUACCAUUAUUUUAACGUUUGGCUUGUGUAGUUGAAUGCACUGGUUGUGAGUUGCUUUGGAUAAAUUAAUGGAAUGCUGAGGUAACCCUCUGAGGCCGCUCGUGACUCUGGAUGCAUUGCAGUAGUCUUCAUUUCCUCUUUAGGCGUGUCUGCCUCGAGCUCACAGCUCUCACUUCUGUGUGACUGCUGCUGCUCCUUGUGCACACCGACUCCGACCUCCUGACAUGAGUUACUACAGCGAUGCGUCUGGAGACGAGUUGGAGACUUUGGGGUGGUACCACUAUGACCUGUCCCGUCAUGCCACAGAGGCCCUUCUCUUGUCCAAUGGGACUGAUGGAAGUUAUCUCCUGAGGAACAGUAACGAGGGACCAGGCUGCUUCGCCCUGUCCGUCAGGGCGAAGGAUUCUGUGAAGCAUUUUCAUGUGACACGCAAAGACAAUGGUUACGUGUUUGGCUUCAACGAGUUUACAACCCUUCAUGACUUCGUCAACCACUUUGCCAACCAGCCUCUGCUGGGCAGUGACACAGGAACCCUGAUUGUGCUGAAGUGUCCGUACCCGUGGCGCGUGGAGGAGCCGUCCAUCUACGAGUCGGUGCGAGUUCACACAGCCAUACAGACGGGCCGCACAGAAAAUGAUCUGGUACCGAACGCACCAUCGCUGGGCACAAAGGAAGGCUAUCUGGUGAAACAAGGAGCGAUUGUGAAGAACUGGAAACAGAGGUGGUUCACGCUGAACAGAUACGAACUCAAAUACUUCAAAGACAAAAUGGGUGCAGAGCCCAUCCGAACCCUGGAUCUGAGAGCCUGCUCUGCAGUCCAGUUUGACUACUCUCAGGACAGAGUCAACUGUUUCUGCCUGGUGUUUCCUGAGAGGACAUUCUUUCUCUGUGCAAAGACGGGUGUGGAGGCAGACGAGUGGAUUAAGAUCCUGAGGUGGAAACUGUCGCAGACACUCAAAGGCCGAUGACUGCUGAUGGAAAGAAUCCUCAGGUUAAAAGAAGACGUCACAUCGGCUGGAUGAAGAAUACAGAAGAGCAGCGUUCACACGUGGAGAGUAAAGAGGAGCGUGGAUUACACUGGGACACUGACUAACUACUGAAGUGUGAUUCCACUCCGCUUCAGGAAAGAUGCUUCAUUUCUCACGAGGGUGUUACUUUUUGCUUUUCUUACCCAGAGGAUGUGUGUUCCCGUAUGUUUAGCAUGAACAUCUACUUACAGGAUAUUGCGAGCAUGAUUGUGUAAGACCAAAACCAACAAUGUGCCAGUGUGUCUCUCAGGCCUUUCUGACUU